This is a messenger RNA of Arachis duranensis, 1301 nucleotides long. RefSeq names its product putative F-box protein PP2-B12. The record is from RefSeq and is a predicted model, not a curated record. The coding region runs from base 150 to 1133 and encodes 327 amino acids. Gene Ontology annotation, molecular function: protein binding. The transcript is spliced from 3 exons. Lineage: Eukaryota; Viridiplantae; Streptophyta; Magnoliopsida; Fabales; Fabaceae.
ACCAAAAAUAAAUAUGCGAAGUAUAUAAUGCAUUCUUAACCGCUAAGCUACCCUGCACUUUCACCUCUUCGCACUCCCCCCAAUAUAAACCACAGCAACACACCCAAAGACAGACACAACACAACACAGAGGAAGAAGGCAUUCAUAUAAUGAUAAUGGUAGCAAAGGCGGUAGAGCCAAAGAGAGUAAUGGAGUUUGAUAACCUUCCAGAAGGAUGCAUUGCAAAUGUGCUAUCCUUCACGACUCCUCGCGACGCCUCCGCCCUUUCAGUGGUUUCCUCCUCCUUCCGCUCCGCGGCCCAAUCUGACCUCGUUUGGGAGAGGUUCCUCCCCUCCGAUUACCUAUCCAUCCUCUCCCAAUCGCAAUUCCCUCAUCUCUCUUCCAAGAAGGACCUGUUUUUCCAUCUCUGCCACAAGCCCCUCCUCGUUGACUCCGGCAAAAAAAGCUUUGCAUUGGAUAAGAAAUACGGGAAGAAAUGUUACAUGCUCUCGGCUAGGUCUCUCUCUAUUGUAUGGGGAGAUUCACCCAGGUACUGGAGAUGGAUUUCUCUUCCAGACACCAGGUUUUCGGAGGUAGCAGAACUUGUAAGUGUAUGCUGGCUGGAAAUUAGGGGGUGGAUCAACACAGCCAUGCUCUCUGAAGACACAAUGUACGGAGCUUAUCUUGUCUACAAGCCAAGCCUGAUGGGUAGAUCCUACGGUUUCGAUUACCAGCCGGUUGAGGUCACCGUUGGCAUCGCCGGAGAGUCCGAUCCUCCAAAGCGAACUGUCUAUUUGGACGCAGAAAAGCCCCAGGGGCAAAGUAUGCGCCAAAUUAUUCCUCGCAGAUCCCGUCGUCGUUAUCGAUUGAUGGCCGACGUUGAAGAGCCAGCCCCACUGCCGCCACCGCCAUCUCCUGAACCUUCUGUGGAGAGUGUUCCUGAUUGCAAAGGUGGGAGUGAGUGUCCGAAGAAGAGAGAUGACGGGUGGUGGGAGAUUGAAUUGGGCGAGUUCUUCAACAAAGGAUGUGAAGACAGGGAAAUGGAAAUGGCUGUUUAUGAAGUCAAGAGUGGCGAUUGGAAGGGUGGGCUUGUCGUUCAAGGAAUUGAAAUAAGGUCUAAGUUCAACCCAAUCAAUUCAAUCAAAUCAAAUUAGUAAUAAUCUAUACCCAAGAAGGGCAUGUUUUCUUCUGAUCACUUUAUGAUUAGUACAUGUUUCUGCAUUCUUUUCUUUUCGUUUUCAAUGUCUUUCUUCCAUUUAAUAGUGUCUCUGUAGACCAAAAUUUUUGGGUAGUUUAAUGAAAUAUGAUCUUAUUUGCAUGGA